This is a messenger RNA of Leptosia nina, 885 nucleotides long. NCBI's taxonomy places the organism in Eukaryota, Metazoa, Arthropoda, Insecta, Lepidoptera, Pieridae. The record is from the annotation of a GenBank genome assembly.
AUGGAUCCUGCCUUAUUACGGGAACGUGAAGCAUUUAGAAAAAAGGCACUCGCGACACCAAGUGUUGAAUUUAAAAAGAAAAAAGAUGAAUCUCCUUAUAAAGAUGAUACCAAAAAGAAAUCAAAAUCAUCUGUGUCUUCAGUUAGCUCCGCGCCAAAACUCGAUGCAACUAACUACAAAACAAUGGCAGGAAGCUCUUCAUACAGAUUUGGAGUACUCGCUAGAAUUGUUAGACAUAUGAAAGCUCGGCACCAAGAGGGUGAUGACCACCCACUCUCUCUAGAUGAGAUUUUAGAUGAAACUAACCAAUUAGAUGUAGGAAGUAAGAUAAAACAGUGGCUACAGACUGAAGCGCUACAGAACAAUCCAAAAAUUGAAUGUAGUCAAGAUGGAAAAUAUAUAUUUAAACCUGUAUACAAAAUUAAGGAUAAGAAAUCAUUAUUAAGGUUACUAAAGCAACAGGAUCUCAAAGGACUUGGUGGGAUAUUUUUGGAAGAUGUACAAGAAUCCUUACCUCAUUGUGAAAGAGCUUUAAAGCAUUUAGCUCAAGAAAUUUUGUACAUAACUCGACCAACAGACAAGAAAAAAAUAUUGUUUUAUAAUGACAAAACAGCAAAUUUUGAUGUUGAUGAAGAAUUUGUUAAACUAUGGCGGGCUACUGCUGUAGACGCCAUGGAUGAUGCAAAAAUUGAAGAGUAUCUAGAAAAACAGGGUAUUAAAUCAAUGCAAGAUCAUGGACCCAGAAAGCCAAUUGUACCCAAGAGGAAAAAAGUUACACAGAAAAGGCGGCAGUUCAAAAAGCCCAGAGAUAAUGAACAUUUGGCAGAUGUACUGGAAACUUAUGAUGACAAUACUUUAACUCAAAAAGGGGUUGCAAUUAAGUAG